AGAGCCGUUACGCACCCACCCACCCGCCCGCGCGCCCGCCUUCCUAUUGGGCGCGGCCGCCGUCCGUCCCCGCUGGUGCCCGCAGGAAGGUUCGGUUGACCGCGUGUUGUGAGGCGAGCUGGGAAGUUGGGUUGGCGUCGCGGGGCUGGGUCGCCGUCGCUGAGGGGGCGGCGGAGUAACAGCAGUAGCCGCCGUUGCGGCCGGGCGGCCGGGAACACGAAGCCACCGCCGCCGCCGCCGCCACCUGAGCAGGCCGAGCCUCCCUUCCCUUCCUCAUCCGUCGCCUCUUCCUCCUCGUCCGCCGCCGCCUCUUGUGGCGGCGGCUGCGGCGGCUCCGCCCGCGCCGGUGGCAGCAGCAGCAGCAGCCGCAGCAGCCAUGACGCUGGAGUCCAUGAUGGCCUGUUGCCUCAGCGACGAGGUGAAAGAGUCGAAGCGCAUCAACGCCGAGAUCGAGAAGCAGCUGCGGAGGGACAAGCGCGACGCCCGCCGGGAGCUCAAGCUGCUCCUGCUCGGCACAGGAGAGAGUGGGAAAAGUACCUUCAUUAAACAGAUGCGGAUAAUCCAUGGCUCGGGCUACUCCGAAGAGGAUAAAAAGGGUUUCACCAAACUGGUGUACCAGAAUAUCUUCACUGCCAUGCAGUCAAUGAUCAGGGCUAUGGAGACCUUAAAGAUCCUAUACAAAUAUGAGCAAAAUAAGGCCAAUGCACUACUGAUCCGAGAAGUGGAUGUAGAAAAGGUUUCAUCCUUUGAACAACCCUAUGUAAGUGCAAUUAAGACAUUGUGGAAUGACCCAGGAAUCCAAGAAUGUUAUGACCGGCGGCGAGAAUACCAACUCUCUGACUCCGCUAAAUACUACCUUACCGAUGUGGAUCGUAUUGCCACCCCAGGGUACCUCCCAACCCAACAAGACGUCCUGCGGGUCAGAGUCCCAACAACUGGGAUCAUAGAAUACCCCUUUGAUCUCGAGAACAUUAUAUUCAGAAUGGUGGAUGUUGGUGGGCAAAGGUCAGAAAGGAGGAAGUGGAUACACUGCUUUGAAAAUGUAACUUCCAUCAUGUUCUUAGUAGCUCUUAGUGAAUACGACCAAGUACUGGUGGAGUCUGAUAAUGAGAACCGCAUGGAGGAGAGCAAAGCCCUUUUCCGGACCAUAAUUACCUAUCCCUGGUUCCAGAAUUCCUCCGUCAUCCUCUUUCUUAAUAAGAAAGAUCUCUUGGAAGACAAGAUCAUGUACUCUCACCUUGUGGAUUACUUUCCAGAGUUCGAUGGCCCGCAGAGAGACGCUCAAGCAGCCCGGGAAUUUAUCCUCAAAAUGUUUGUGGAUCUCAACCCCGACAGCGAUAAGAUUAUCUACUCUCACUUCACCUGUGCCACAGAUACGGAAAAUAUCCGGUUUGUCUUUGCUGCCGUCAAGGACACCAUCCUGCAACUCAACUUGAAGGAAUAUAACCUAGUCUGACCUUGAAUGAAUCUAUCCUCUUCUCCCACCCACCCAAUCCGCCCCCCCUCCCUUUAAUCUCCUUGGGAGACCUUUUGUCGUGAAGAAAAGUAAGACAAACGAAUCCCACGAAUUUAAACCAACAGGAAAACAAUCUUGAUUUUUAAUGAUGUCAUGAUUGCAAAUUGUCUGAUCUGUGGAGUGGCAAUGGUUUUUUUUUCCUUUUUCUUUUUUCCUUUUUUUUUAAGCACACCAUUACCUUCGGUUUCGUGUCUGCCCCACAGAAUAGCUGAUUUCCCCCACCUUUUUUUUUAAAUAGCUUUUAUUUCACAGUUUAAAAACUGUGGGGGACAUGCUCCACUCUUUUUCUCUCUCUGGCACCUUGUUAAUUUCCUGCUUUGUUGCCAGCAGUCCAGGCGGUUUCCUUUCAGACUUUGUACGUUGCAUUAGUAAAUUCUUUUUUUUUUUUUUUCCUGUCUGAUCUGGCGAUAAACGUGUCCCAGACCAUCAAGCCAAACUAAGGAGCUUUAUAUUCGGCUGUGGGAGUAUAAGAUGCAGCUUGGACCUUCAGCUUGUGCCAUAUAAUGCCUCUGGUGUGAGUCCUCCCUCCCUCUCCUCCCCGUACAUCUUGACUGUAAGGAUAUGUCCCGAAAUGGGUUUACCCUAGAUGACAUCGUAAAGAGGAAAACCCAGUUUAUUUUGCCCACAGCGCGAAACAAGCCGUCCUUUGGUUCCCGCUUUCCUUUGUUGCUUUUUACUCUCGCUUUCGUUUUCUUCCCUCCACCAAUUACGGGAGUUCUAUUGACUGUGAUUAUUAUUGUUUUUUAAAUUAUUGUUUUACACCUAGUUUGCUACAUGUGCUAUACUUUUGUUUCUUGACUACCAACCAAGCAAUAGCUAUCAAGCCUGAGGGAAGUGCCUGAUUGCGGGUUUUUUGUUUUGUUUUGUUUUGUUACCUUUUUUGUUUUCUAAUUUAGCGUUUAAGGAAAAAAAAAGAAAGAAAGAAAGAAAGAGAAAGAAAGAAAGAAGAAAGUUAAACUUGCUUCUCACCCAACGUGAGAAAAUCCCUUUGGUGGAAAUCCGAAAUCUGCACCAGAUUUUGGGCCGGAAGGAAGAUUUGAGGUUUUGACUCAUUCACUUGGAUCUUGUGUGUGUGUGUGUGUGUGUGUGUAUGUGUGUGUGUUUUGCAAAUUAACCCUUUCGGGUCAGGGGAAAAUCCUGACCCCAUGUUUGGGUGGGUUGGGUUGGGGUUAAGAUGGUGUCUGCAUUCUGAGUCAAAUUGAAGCAACCUUUGGCCUUGUUGGUCCUAAAAAGUAUUGGGAAGGUCUGUUAGCUCUUGGCAUGGUUGCAGCCAAAUCAGAGAGGGCCUUUGAAUGACGUUGCCAAGGCUGGUGUGAUUGGCAGCUGCUGCCGCCAUCCAUCCUCCCAUCUCUUGACCCGUUCUCUCGGAAGCCAGCUCACUCUGGGGGUGCCCAUUGAGCGUGCAUGAAAGAAGCCCAGCACAAGGGAUCUGUGGAAUGGAGGUGGUUUACAGGUGUAAGCUUUGAAGUGGACCAGGUGAGAGAGAGGUCCCUUUCCGGAGACCGAGUGCCAAAUGUGUGCCCUGCUCAAAGUCAGUGCCAAACCCCAAACUUUUGCCAGUCUUUUUGGAAGGCAGAUUGCCACAGGACCCAGCUAGGGAUUCUAGUGAAAUGAAACAGUCUCUCUCCGCUUCCUCCGGAGACCCUGGGUAGCAGUAACACAGUAUGUGUCUCGCAACUGCCAACCGUCACAUUUACAAAUGCCACAAGAAACAGCCUUUUUCACGAACAGGACAAUGGGCCGAUCCCCGUAACGUGGGUGGGGGAGGGUGGGUGGAAAAGGAUGGCAGUGUCCAAUGUGCUUUUUUUUAAAAACGCUUUUUGUCAUGUUGCAACGGGCAACACUAGUGGACUUCCUCGCACGAGAUGUUAAUGAAGGGUUGGGGGGGGGGACGUGUUUUGCUUCGACACAACAACACUAAUUUAGCAUGAACAUUUGCAGCAUUCCAGCGGGGUGGGAGGGGGCGGGAGAGGGUGUUGCCUUUGGCUUUCUGGGACCGCCCCUUUUUUGUGGAACACUACAGAAAGAAGCCAUGGUGCAGGGAGAGCUGCAUUUUUGGGGGGGGGGCGUGAGGAGUCCCUCCCGCUUACCGUUGCAUUGUAUCGACAACACACCGUGAAUGAGAAGUUGUUAAAAUUGGGAGAAAGUAAUCUACAGUUACGUCAGAGUAACUACACAAAAGGGCUUGUUGGGUUGAUGGGGGGGGAGGGGUGGGGAGAAAUGGAGCUAUUUUCCAACAUCACCAACAUUCCUGAGUUUUUGUUAAUUGUUUUGAUCUAAAUGUUUUUUGGGGAGGGUUGUGUUUUGGGAAAGAGGGUGGGGCGAAUGAAUUCCCCCUCGAUAGGCCGAGGAAUAGCUACAUGUCGAAUUUGUCUUCUCGCCCAAAGACCCAGACUUUCUUUCUACAAGGGGGAACUCUGUUCUUGCAAAGGUGCCAUGACUUUAACUCUCGAAGCCCCUCGCCGGAAGUGUUUUCCUGGAUGGCGUGAGCCCCUUGCCUCUGCUGCAGGCUUUCACCGUGGCCCUUGGACCUGGAACUUGGAUUGGGAGCACCUGGCCCAUCUCUCUCUCUCUCUCGCAUCGCCUUUCCAGGAAACAGGCCUCCAUCCCGGACCGCUGUGCCUGCCAAGUGGACCCUUCGUCCCCACACAGCCUGCGAACCGUUGGGGGGAGGCAGCGUGGAGACGCGUGAAGGGGGGUUAUCCCUCUUCUUUUCUCGCGAAGCCGCACUACGUGGACCAGCCGUCGGGAUGGAUGUCCCACCCGGGGGUUUCUGCUCAGGAGCGUGCCAACUUUCUUCGACCAUUGAAGCGUUCCUCCCUUCCCCUUCUGUUGGGCUGAUGGGAACUGGUCGAGGUUCCAAGACGAUCCCGAAAGAAAGACGCCGGGGUUCUUGAAGCCGGGCCUCCCGCACGGCGGAGGCAGCCAAAGUUAAGACAGGAGAGAGCAGUCUGACCAUGUUCUGUUCACAGUGCACUUUAUAUGAAGAAAAAAAAAAAGGAAGGAAAAAAAGUAGAAUCCUACUGAAGACGCACUAACCUGCUCGCACACUUCGUCGGACUGUAGGCGGAAAGAGGAUUGCCAAAACACACCAUUCCAUCCCCUUCGGCCGGGGGAGGACGACUUUGCGACGGUGGGCCCACCCGACCGGCAGCUGCCUCCCCCCCCCUUCAACGGUCUCCCCUUGGGAUCGAAUUCUCCACCUGCUUUUUGCCUUUUAUCGUGUGUUUCCCUCCCUCCCAAACACAUUUUAUGGCUACUUUGGGGGAGGGGGGGAAGGGUGUGCUGGCCGUAGGAUCGGAAAGGAAGGCCGAGUUCACCAUCCGAGGUUUCAAGUCUGUAAUUCAGUACUCUGUGUGUGCGUGUGCGUAUGUUGUAUACUUUUUUUUUUAAUUUUAAAGAAGAAGAAAAAAGCAUUACAUGGUUUUGUGCCAAUGCCCGUUCUUUUCUUUAGUACCAGAGACUCUUUUACAAGUACCAGUGUGGUGAAAAAAAAAAAAUUUUGGUUAUACUAGUAUAUUAUAAUAAGAGAACCUGAUUUAAAAAAAAAA
This is a messenger RNA of Thamnophis elegans (Western terrestrial garter snake), 5067 nucleotides long. It is a transcript of the gene GNA11, whose product is annotated as G protein subunit alpha 11. Lineage: Eukaryota; Metazoa; Chordata; Lepidosauria; Squamata; Natricidae. Gene Ontology annotation, biological process: adenylate cyclase-modulating G protein-coupled receptor signaling pathway; action potential; phospholipase C-activating dopamine receptor signaling pathway. Gene Ontology annotation, cellular component: heterotrimeric G-protein complex. Bases 377 to 1456 code for a protein of 359 amino acids. The transcript is spliced from 7 exons. The record is from RefSeq and is a predicted model, not a curated record. Gene Ontology annotation, molecular function: guanyl nucleotide binding; G protein-coupled receptor binding; GTPase activity.